Messenger RNA from Dioscorea cayenensis subsp. rotundata (Guinea yam), 712 nucleotides. RefSeq names its product transcription factor MYBS2-like. Bases 1 to 702 code for a protein of 233 amino acids. Gene Ontology annotation, biological process: response to auxin; response to gibberellin; response to ethylene. Gene Ontology annotation, molecular function: DNA binding. The transcript is spliced from 4 exons. NCBI's taxonomy places the organism in Eukaryota, Viridiplantae, Streptophyta, Magnoliopsida, Dioscoreales, Dioscoreaceae. The record is from RefSeq and is a predicted model, not a curated record.
AUGGAGAAGGAGAUGAGAUUGUUUGGAGUGAAAAUAGUGGAAAGAAAGCUAGAUAUCAAAGAAGAUGAUAAAGGCCAUGGAGAAGAAGGAGAAGAGAAGAUAAGAAAGACCCAAAGCUUGAACAACCUCUCCACUAUCACCAUUAAACCAAGAGAAGCCAAACAUCAAGGCUAUCUCUCUGAUGGUUUAAACAUUGCUACAUCAUCCAAAGCUAAGUCAAGAGGAUAUGUGAGAAAGAAAGGAAGACCAUGGACAACAGAAGAACACAUGACUUUUUUGAUAGGCAUGGAGAGACUUGGGAAAGGAGAUUGGAAAGGGAUAUCAAAGAACUUUGUGAGAACAAGAACUGCUUCUCAAAUUGCUAGUCAUGCUCAGGAGUAUUUUCUCAGGCAGAUUAAUCCUAAAAAGAAAUCCAGGGACAGUCUCUUUGAUGCACCAGUCAUCACCAUGGUGUGUCCUUUUGGAGCUUCAGGAAUGCAACAUUUGCAUCAAAUGGUUGGAGGUGGUGAUGAUGGAAUCUGGAAAAAGGAGCAGUUCCCAGUCUACAGUGUCUCUGGGCAAGUGUUUCCAGGAUUGAACUCAUGUUUCAAUGCAAAUGUUAGUGAUUUCCAGAGGGUAUCAACUGGGCAAACUCAGAGGCCAACUCAUCCAAUUGUCUUCACUGCAGCAAAGCUUUGCAGGUUAGAACAUCAGAAGGAUUGAGGGGCUAACA